AUGUCUCUGGAAGGCAAUCUUCGCCCGAUGAACCCCGAGGGGUGGACCACGCGGCAACUCAUCUCCUACGCCGAGUUACACAAUUUACGAGUCCCAGAGGCGGGUACUGUCAUCUCACGAGAGCAACGAUCGGAACUUCUUCAGAGUGUGCAGUCCGAUCUAUUUAGUUUCUAUGAUAAAUAUAGCGAUAAGGAGGAGGUGGGGGAGGCAUCAGGUUCACUGCGGCGUAAUGAUUUCUCAUUGCCAAGUAAAAAUUUCAACCCACUCGCUCAUUGCGAUUAUGCAGAGUGGUUUCGUGCGAGUCCGGAGGAGAUACUUAAGCGCCGUGCCCAUCCCAGCAUGGCGCGGUGGCUUCGUGAGCAUCCAGAGAUACUACACAACAUUAUCACUGCUGGACUCAAUGAACUGAAAGAGAAACCUCUUCGUGGCUUCUAUGAUGCUGGAAGACUACCAUCGCUGGAAUGGUGGUUGCGAUUUACGUUGGGUAGUGAAGGGGAACAAAUAUUAGAAGAGUCGGAAAACACGUCUCGUGUAUGUGGGAAGAAAUUAUCAAGGCUUGAAGCCAUAGUCACAUGUUUGGAAUGUCGAGUGGAUGAGCAGUGUGUGUUAUGUGCGGAUUGCUUUCAAAACUCACCUUGCAGAAAUCAUAAACAUGUGGUCACGCAUGGGAGUGGUGGUGGUAUUUGUGAUUGUGGUGAUCCAGGAGCAUGGAAUCCGGAAUCUUUCUGUACAAAACAUCGUGGUUUUCAAAAAAAUGAUGAUCCCACAGCUAGUAUGAAACCUGUAGAGAAAAGAUGGUUAGAGGUGGAGACUAGUGGAUUACUGCUCUAUCAAAUCACAAUUAUGCAAAAAUUUAUGCAAGAGGUAUAUGCUCUGAAUAGUAAUGAUGAUGAUAAUAAAUGGGCUUUAAGCUGGAUAGAUCGUCUUUUACGACGAACCGUUUCAGAUACGCUCUUUUUGGCUACUAAGGCGGAAUCCACAAGACGUAUGUUAUGUAUUGCUUUAAUGCAAAAGACAUGUAUGAGUAGUCUAAUCAAAAAUAAGCGAAAAAAGAGAUUGGAGAAUAGUGAAGAAACUGAGACACAUGUCUUCUUUUCAUGUCUAGAAGAAAUGUUUCUUAAUGAUAUUGAAAUUGAAAAAACUAGGAUUAUUAUUUGGGAAGAAUCUCUUUUACUUUUAGUGGAUAGCUGCAUUUCUGAUCCAUUACUUCGUGUUCCCUUUGCAGAAUUAUUACUUAAGUAUGGUGAGAGACUUUCCUUACAAAUUAAUCGACAUGUGGCUUCAUUAUCUGUUCAGGUUUUAACUGCGAAAGAUGUUGUAGAUGCCCUUCUUCAGCGAUUACCUCAUCCAUAUUGGGAAAGUGUACUUGGUCAAGAGACCAUUCUACACCGACAAUUGUCUGUUAUGUUGUAUGUAUGUUGUCAUAUUAAAAACGAUACGGCGCUGCGAUAUGAUUUCAAUCAAAUGACUGUACGUUGUGCCAAUCAUUUUAGAGAAGUUAUUACGGCAUCGGAAAAUACUAAAGCUUUAGUCGUCUCACGUCUUCUUUUUCGUGCCUGGUAUAAAUUAUUGACAAUGAUUGGUAGUACAAGUACGGUACAGAAGUGUGAUCCAGAAUCGGUUUCAUCGGAAAGAUAUGCGGUUGUUCGUGAUUACGCGAUGGUAUUGGAUCUUGAAUUGCAUGAUGUCUUAUAUCCUAUAGGGAAAAUGGUCCAUAGUAUCUGUUCAGCCUUACAAACCGGAAAUGAACCUAUUCCACAAUGGUUAAAUGAGACACUCUUAUCAUUACCACCAAAGUGGGCGAAAGUACCAGAUCCAGCUGCGUAUUAUUCUUCUCAUCGUGAAGUACUUAAUGCACUUACUUUAAAAAAUGCAUCUACAUUAUUGUAUGAUAUUAAUAAUAUGAAUGAAAGAUUUAAAGCAUCUCGGGAGUAUAUGCGGGGAAUUCUUUUGGAAUCUAUGAAUGCUACUAAUAGUAUUCUGACAGAAAAACGAAGUGCCUUUUUACCCAAAGUAUUUGUUCUUAACGGCGUGGAUGAUGAAAAUCGGCUAUCGUACUACAAUCCACAAGAUAGUUUAGCUACCAAUCCAGCAUCCUUUACUAUACCUCAUAUGCGUUUUCUUGGAGUACUUAUUAAAAUAUGGGAAAGAGUUUUGCAAGAGAAACAAGAGCAGCAGCAGCAGCAGCAGCAGGAGAAGAAGAAGAAUCAAAAAGAAAAACAAUUAGACCUAUUAAGUGGUAAUAGAGUUGAUGAAUAUUUUUAUUCUCUUGUUUCUGAAGUUUUUGAAGCCACACAAUCGUCUGCGGAGUAUUGGAUUGAUGAAUGUCUUAUGCCAAUUGUUUUAUUGGGACAAGUUGAACAGGGAUUAUGGAAUGGACCUCUUUAUGGUAUGGAUGAACGAUGUGCAUGCUAUAUGAACUUUUCCUCUCUUUAUGUGGAAACAGAUAUUUAUAUGCUACAAAUACUUUUAUUGUUAGUUCCAACAGAAAAAUAUGCUAUUCAACUCUUACAACGACAUAUUGGAAAUGUAGAAAAUUCUUCAGAUUUGUGGUAUUCAUCAUUUCUACGUCUUAUUCUCACAAUAGCAACAACUCAAAAUAAUCCUGCUAUUGUGGAAGAGUCUGAUCUCAGACAGGCAUUGCGAGAGAAAAUGUUGUAUACUAUGGUAACAACACCUGAAUAUACUUUCCGAAUGUUACUUCGGUCUAUUCAUGGAUUUUCAUACGCUUUACCAGGUGUAGAUUGUGAUGCAAUGCAUUGCUCUAUCCUAAAAGAAAUAGCUGUACAAGAGCAUAGACAAAGUGGACAAGUCUUUCGAGUAAAAGAUGCGGCGACGUGGCGAGCCAAUGUGAACCUUUAUCAUCCUCUCAUUCGAGAUCAACACUUGUAUGAUAUGCAUGAUUUAUUUAGUCGACUUGUACGGCGAGAGAGAAUGAUGCAGGAACGGGAACGACGAAUGGAAGAAACAUCACAAGAACCGGUCGUCUCAUUUCCUCCUCCUAAUCCUAAGUGGAUUGAAAAUGAUCGAGAGCAACAACAACAGCAACAGCAGCAACAACAACAAAGGACUCUUGAUUUGGGUCCAGAGUUUCGUCAUAAAAUAUGUCUUUUACUACAGACGACAGCAGUACUCUCUGUUGCUAUUCAUACAAUACAUUUAUAUUUGUUUUUUGAGGUGAAACGAGAUUCUGGAAAGAGUAGUGGACAUAUAACAGUGAAUGUACUUAUUCAUGCCAUUACCGUACUUUAUCUUUCUAUGAAAGCCUGUAAAGAAAUAAGUUCCAUGACUUCAACUGCUGAUUCUGCAGGAAUGAUUGACUGGGAUGCGGUAAGUUUGUUUCAGCAACAGUUUAUGCCACCAUCUGGGUAUAAGUAUGAAGAUUUAAAGCAAUUAUAUCCUGUAAAAGAAAUUAUGUCAGCAAUAACAUUAAAGGAAAAACUUAAUAUUCCCGUGAGUGUACAUAAAUCUGUAAAAAAUACAACAACCAUUGACGCUUUACAGACUCUUCGUACCUACAUUAAGGAAGGAAAAUCCGAUUUUAACAGUCUUGUGUUAAUGCUGGAGUUUAUUCUUACUGGUGUGGGUGCAUUAUCUCCAUCCAGUAUAGAGGCAAAGGCGUCUCUAGAGAAGACGCAAAAUGAAGAAGAGAACCAACGACGUCAGCGCUUAAAGGAAAAGCAAGCUGCAUUAUUGCGUCGUGUGAGAGCGAGUGAUACAAAAAGUUUUGAAGAAGUACAAAAUGUGCUCGAACGUGAAGUUAAGAGUGAUAAGAAGAGCAAUCAAAGUAGUUUAGAUGGUAUUACUACUACUACUACUACUACUAUGAUGACUACUAAAAAGAACCAUAAUAAUAAUAAUGAUGAUGAUGUUGAUGGUGAUGAUAACAACAGGGAAACCUCCUCCGUUGUGGCUAGACUUCUUUUCCGCCUUGCGGGAGUGGAGUGUUGUAUUUGCCGCGAUACCACAGAUCAUCCACUGUUGUUAUUUGCACACACCUCCAGCUCAGAUACACUGUACCGCCUCGGAUUUCAUACAGGAGAAAGUAAUGAAAAGGAUGUACGUAAAAUUCAUGGAAAUCUACAUCUCUGUGGUCAUGCAGCACACAAAAACUGUGUGGCGAAAACAUUUGGUCGACUUGCUCGCUUCUGGGAAUUAAGUAGAAAUUCACUUCUCUCAACAAAUCUUUGCCCAUCUGAAUUUAAUUGUCCAAUUUGUGUUAUGAUUUGCACUACCCUUUGUCCAUUACCGGCAUUAAAACUACAUGUGAAACAACCUGUUUCCUUGUUGAGUGCCACUCCCUCUUCUUCAUUGUUUGAUGCCGUUCGCAGUGAAACUUUGGAUACGAUUAUGGGCCACACACCAACAGCUGGAGUACUUGCAGCUAUGCGAAAAGUCAUUGCACGGGCCUCCGUUGGUCUUCCAACGUCGUAUACAAAAGAAGAAGUUCCUUUAAUGGAUCCAACAAAGUUACAGAAGGAAAAUCCAACUGUAUGGGAAAUUUCAGAAACCCUGCGGUGUAUUCGAUAUCAAAUGUAUGUGGAUCUUGAGUGGGUAAAGGCAGGUGGUGUACUGCAGUAUAAUGAGUUGUUAACACUUCUCAGUUUACUUAUUUCAUUUGAUAUAAAAUUACUUGAAUCCAAUGCUCAACUGCUUCAUCAGGAGUUUAAGAAAGAUAGUGAUGUAUUUUUUACAUUCCUUUUGAAAGUCCUGUUGAACCCAAAAGAGGCAGUGACGUCUCUGGUUCAACAUACAAAAAUGCUUAUUAUUUCCUGCUUUAGUGGAUACUUUAAUGGACCUGAAUCUUUUAAAGAAUACGAUUCUUGUAUUCUCACUCAUACUCAAUCAGCAGAAGGUAACAAUGAAUAUAAUGAGUUACUUAUCGCACUUUGGCGUGAACUAGGUUGUCUUACAUUACUUAAAGUAUUACUUGUGGAUGGGACCCCAAUGCAAUUAUUACACAUUAAGGAAGAAAAAAUAACUCUUAAACCAUUAGAGGCGGAUGAAAUUACCACAUUAUCUGGUCGACAACGUGCUGUGCUCCUAAUGUUGUGCUAUCUAUUGGAGGAUAAACAACAACUUCUAUACAGUUUAGAAGUGGAGGAUCCUGGUACCGCACUGGCCUCUCUACUACAGUCAGUGGUAGAUUGUGAAAAGAAAGCAUGUAAGAAUAUCUUGAAUCCUCGUAAAGGAGAAAUCAUACGUUCUAAAAUGAUCUCAUUACCAUAUGAUGGACCUGUCGCAUGGAGACAAUGUAUUCUGCAUCAUCUAUUUCACCUUGAAAAUACAGUGGGGGAAAUGAUUCUUAAAAUGAGUUCAGUGGAGCGUUGCAGUGUAUGUGGAGAUACGGAAUCACGACGUGUGAUGUGUUGUUUUUGUGGUCAACGUCUCUGUGCACGUCCAUCAUUUGGUCCACCUGAACUCUAUGCACAUACACUGAAAUGUGGUAAUGGAGUAGGAGUUUACUUUAAGGGAGGAGAAAAUGCUUUUCUAGUACUUCUUGCUGUUCCUGGUCGUUAUUUAUCCUAUCCGGGUCUUUACAUUGAUGAAUAUGGUCAGGGAGAUCUUCGCAUGUUUCGCAAUCAUCUUGUGACGAUUGGUGAUGAGGCGGCGAAAACGUGGAUUUCGCUUUGGAUGCGCUCUCGCUGGGGUGUGGAAUCCUUUGUUGUGAGACGAUUGGUAAGAACGCACCUGGAUCGUAUGUAA
Molecule: messenger RNA, 5706 nt
Organism: Trypanosoma theileri
Lineage: Eukaryota; Euglenozoa; Kinetoplastea; Trypanosomatida; Trypanosomatidae
Product: putative ubiquitin ligase
Exons: 1
Coding region: 1-5706 (1901 amino acids)
Biological process (GO): protein ubiquitination; ubiquitin-dependent protein catabolic process via the N-end rule pathway
Cellular component (GO): ubiquitin ligase complex; cytoplasm
Molecular function (GO): zinc ion binding; ubiquitin protein ligase activity
Source: RefSeq, a predicted model, not a curated record